This is a messenger RNA of Ictalurus punctatus (channel catfish), 2282 nucleotides long. It is a transcript of the gene gnsb, whose product is annotated as glucosamine (N-acetyl)-6-sulfatase (Sanfilippo disease IIID), b. Gene Ontology annotation, molecular function: glycosaminoglycan binding; N-acetylglucosamine-6-sulfatase activity. The transcript has 14 exons. Gene Ontology annotation, biological process: glycosaminoglycan metabolic process. The coding region runs from base 424 to 1980 and encodes 518 amino acids. NCBI's taxonomy places the organism in Eukaryota, Metazoa, Chordata, Actinopteri, Siluriformes, Ictaluridae. The record is from RefSeq and is a predicted model, not a curated record.
UACUGGGGGAAUCAGUGAAGUGAUCCGAGCAUGAGUUUACUUUGCUAAUUAGGUAGCUAUUUAAUCCAGUUGCGAAAACAACGAGCAAAUUGUUUACUGAAUGUUUUGUAAUGUAGCUAAAUGCUACAUGAAUUAAUUAAUGAUAUGCUAAGUCCUGAUUCUGCGCAGCACUGCAGUGACUCAUACUGACAGAACAGGUUUUUCCCCCCUCACAGUUUCAUUCCUGACGAUUUCACUUCAGCAGAACCAAUACCUCAGGUUAAAGUCCCUCUGCAAACGACACACAAGUCAUAUGACCACUGAGUUGCACUUCCUCAAACUCGACUCACACCAUCCCACUCCAGCGUGAGUGCUCUGCAAGUCUGCUACUAAUACUGCUCUUAAACUGAUCUCUACAAGACUCUCUUCCAAUCUGGGAGACACAUGGCAAGUCCACUGUCAAAGAACACACACAGGAACCGUCUGAGGAGAGUGACUCUUGAAGGGGUUCCUGGUCUACUCCUUUCCCUCACUCUAUUCACCUGUCUACUGAAGUGUGUAGAAUGUGUCAAAGCCAGCAACAUGAUUCUCAUCGUUACAGAUGAUCUGGACGUGGAGCUUGGUGGAAUGACGCCGUUAAAGAAGACCAAAGCCCUGAUUGGUGAAUUUGGUGUCACCUUCUCCCAUGCAUACACAGCAACGCCCCUGUGCUGUCCCAGUCGGAGCAGCAUUCUCUCUGGGAAAUAUCCACACAAUCACAUGGUCCACAACAAUUCCUGGUCAGGCAACUGCAGCAGCAAAGCCUGGCAAGCUGGUCCCGAGAUGCAAGCCUUUCCUGUCUACCUCACCAAGAAGUAUUAUCAGACCUUUUAUGGAGGGAAAUACCUUAAUCAGUAUGGGAUGAAUGAGACAGGAGGUGUGGGUCAUGUUCCUCCUGGAUGGGACCAGUGGCAUGUACUGGUGGGGAACUCUCAAUACUAUAAUUAUACACUCUCUGUCAACGGGAAAGCAGAGGUUCACAAAGACAACUAUGAAAAGGACUACCUCACAGACCUUAUUUUAAACAGAUCACUGACGUUCCUGGAUUCGCGAAGCCCCCAGCAUCCAUUUUUUGUGAUGCUGUGCCCUCCAGCCCCUCACUCUCCUUGGACUGCAGCUCCAGCGUACCAGAACAGCUUUGCUGACGUCAAGGCUCCACGUGAUGGCAGUUUUAACAAACAUGGAAAUGACAAGCACUGGUUGCUGCGUCAGCCUGUGAACCCUAUGUCAAACGGCUCCAUUGAUUAUCUUGACAAUGCUUUCCAUAAAAGGUGGCAGACCCUUCUGUCUGUAGACGACAUGGUGGAGAAGCUGGUAAAGAAACUGGAAGACAUAAAGGAGCUGAACAACACUUACAUUUUCUUCACUUCUGACAACGGUUACCACACAGGUCAGUUCUCCCUCCCCAUUGACAAGAGACAGCUGUAUGAAUUUGACAUCCGUGUGCCACUUUUGGUACGUGGGCCUGGGAUCAAGCCAAACCAAACUCUGCAGGACCCAGUACUAAACAUCGAUCUCGCCAUGACCAUCCUUGACAUUGCCGGAGUUAAUACCUCUAUCUUGGACAUGGAUGGGCAAUCUUUUCUACCACAGCUUGCACCGUCAUUACGCAACGGUACUUCACGUCCCUACUUCUUGGUGGAGUACACUGGUGAGGGCUACUUUACUAAAGAUCCUGACUGCCCCAAACUCGGCCCCGGAGUGGCUGAGUGCUUCCCAGACUGUGUUUGCGAGGAUGCCUUCAACAACACGUAUGCCUGCGUUAGGACUUUGAAGGACAACAAUUUGCAAUACUGUGAAUUCGCUGACGAUGAGGCAUUUGUGGAGGUGUACAACAUGACGACUGAUCCUCAUCAGCUGGAGAACAUUGUGAAGAAGGUGGACCCUGCGCUCCUGCAGGUCAUGAACCAAAGGCUCAUCAAGCUUCAAUCAUGCAAGGGAGACAGCUGUCGAAAAUUCUAACAACUAGAGCACAACAGUUCUGCUCAGGCCAAACUGGUAACCAAAGAGGGUUUCAUUUCAAACUGAUUUAAGUACUUCUAUAAAUCCUGGCCUGUGAAAUGAAUCCUUGUUCAUGACACAAAAUAAGCCAACAACUUAAUCGGUUUACACUCAGUCAUUGCUGCUAUAUUAGUAAAUAUAUAAUUAGAUUUUAUGUAGAGUAGGAAUGGAGUCUGGUAUUACAUACCUUUUAUACAUUUUUACACUUGCAUAUAUCCUAUUACAUACGCUGCAGAUGAUAAGAAUAUUGCACUGCACAAUGU